AUGCGUCAAGUCCAUGUAGCCCUCCAUGACGACGACGGCCGCCGCACCGCCGCCUACAAGGGCUGGGUGCCAGACGAGUACGUAGCGCGCAACCUCGUAGUUCAAGUACUUCUCUACUGGAACGUCUUGGGCACCACCGACUUGGCGGCGUGCUCGCUGCUGCCAGUGGCACCCAACGUGCCGCCGGCGCCCAUUCCUCUGACAACCCCGCUUGUGCAAAUACCGACGUCCCGCUUUUGUCUCGUCGUGUCGCCCGUGCUGGCGAUACCCCGGCGCGUGGCCUCGUCCGAAGCCGACGACGAACGGCGCGUCCAAAUGCUCUUUCGCAUGCAUGCGCUCCAGAACCCCUGGGGGCGGGACGGAACAACGAUCAAUUGGCAGCAGUUCAAGGCCAUGACACGCUCAAUCGCGCCGACGCCCGGGCGGCAAACCCAGUGGGACACGGCGCAGAUGGUCGCGUUCAAAACGCACGCGGUCCGCGGUGUCGGCCUCGACCUCGACAAGUUCCUGCACGCGUGGGCUUAUCUCGGGCAGCACUACCCGCGCUUCGCCUUCCAGCCGUGCACGUCGCUGCAGCAAGUGUAUACGCUCAUCGCGAAUAACAUGGGUCGCCCCAAGCUCGAUAGUAUUCUGGACCAGUGCGACGACCAGGCGUGGCUGCUUCGACUCCACGCUGUGCGCAAGCUACUGCAGCGGUACGCCAAAUCGCUCCACUACCUCCUCUCGGCGUUUGUGCCCACGACGGGGUCGCCGGUGCGCGUCGACUUUGCGGCGUUUCAAGCGUUCUGGGCGGCGCUUCGCUUUGGCCAGCAUUUUUUCGUCACGAGCGAAGAGGUUGCGGCAGCCUUUACGGUCGUCGCGUCAACCAACACUCGGACGAUUCCCGUGGCCGAUAGCGUACAUACCUUGCUGCACUUGGUGCUAUUAGCACUGCCGCGGCUCUUACCCGCGAUGCUGCCGCUGGCCACGAAAGCGAGCAUGGCGACUGCCCACAAGGACCUCCUUCGCUUACAAACGCUCGACGAGGCGUACCCAAUUGUCGUCGUCAAGCUGCUUGUUCAGCACCUUGUCGAUCGGUUGACGCCAGCCAACAUUGCCGCUCUCUCGCAGCGCGUUCACCACGCGAUGGCCUUUCGUCGAGGGGCCCAUGCGCUGCACCGCGCCUUCUUGAGCAUGUGCCAGGCCGACGGCGACUGUGACUACAUGGAGGAGGCGCGCCGGAGCUGGCUCUUGGAGCGGACAAGCACAACUGCAUUGGUGGAGAAGGCAGCUACCCUUCUCCACUCGGAUGACGAGCCCAUGAGCAAUGGUCGAUCGACCGCCGACCCGCUGGCGACGGCCGAUGAUUUGUACGCCAACAUGCUUCCGCAGCUGGCCCGCGACGACGUUGACGCAGCGGUCGAGGCGUGGGCGGCCGCCACCGAGCUCUACGACGCGGCACUCACGCGCGCCACUGUGAACGGCAUGGACGGAAUGCACGCGUCGCUUCUCUUCCGCUUUGGCGCGUCGCUCUCGGUGACGGCGUUUCAGAUCGCCAAAGCCCAUCCAGCUCGAGCCAGCUUGGCGCUUGAGAUUGCACACAUGGCCUCCGCCAAGCUUCAUGCCUACUGGGCGUACCUGUGCCUCAAGUCGCCAGACGACGAGAGGGAUGACCAAGACUGGAUCUACCGCUGCGUGCUCGAGUGGGCCAAUGCCCUCGCGCUUACGGGCGACCUUGUCGCUUCUGGCGCGCCGGACGCCGCCCUUGCAGCACGCUUGGCGUCGGCGCCAUCCGACCUCGGGGACACGAUCGAGCUCUGGAGCGUUCCCGGAGAUGCGUCUCGGGCUGUACACUACUACGAAGCCUGCCGACGCUACGAGCUGGCGCUGACGAUGCGUCCGUCCGCCAUCGUACACGACAGCUACGCCCAUGCCAAGAUGCAGCUCGUGCAAACAUUGCCGCUGGGGUGCCUCGCUAGUCGCUGGAUGGUGCCCGACCUGAUGGACCAGCGCCAAUUGUACCAACGACCCAUCAGCAGCGACCUCGAGGCACUUGCGUUUGUGACGGAGGCCUUUAGCAUCGAGCGCCCGUCGUCGGACGGCGGUUUGGUGCCGCUGUACGCGGUUGCGGUCAACUGGAUUGUUGCAACGUAUGGCGGGGAGCGCGGCGGUCUCUCCCACUCGAACGUCAACACGGUCAACGGCCUCUGCGGCUGCCCGCCCGUGACCGAAAGCACGAUGCAGUGGUUGUGCGAGACGUUUGAUGACACGCCGGCGUCGACAACGCUCUCGUCGUCCGGUUUUCAAAAGUACUUGGCCUUUCUAGCGACGGCCAGUCCACCUCAAUUCAAGUCGACGAUGCGACUCCUCGUGUCCCACUACCAGCACCAUACUGCGCCUCUGCCGAAUCCUACGCCAUGGGGCAUGUCCUUGCCAGCGUCGGCACCGACAUAUUCGACCCAAGGCGCGGCGAACGUUGCUCGCGCGUUCCUCGUGCUCAGCCUCUCGACCCCGCCUUGCGUAGAGCGCUGCAUACAGGCGCACAUGGCCGACACGGUACCCGAUCAAAUUGCGCUCUUUUGCGCGCCGCCCGCCGCGCUUCUCAGCGGUCCGCGCUGCGUCGACACAGUCCUCACCGAUGCAACGGGCGCUGCUAUCUACGUGUCGUCGCUUAUCAUCGACAACGACGCGUCAUCAGCGUAUGCAGUCGUGUCCUCGUAUCCGUACUUUUGCCUCUUCCACACCGUCCUGCGCUCGGUGGCAUCGGCCCCAACGCUGCCCGAGACGGCGCUUCGGGCGUUCUUGGCCGAGACCCCAUCGUCGACCGCUGAAUUCCUCGGCGUCAGCAUCGGUCCGAUCCCACGACCAGCGUCCUUUCUACCGUCUCAAGUCGACUUUGGCGUGCUCUUGCAGGCGCUCAGCGUCGACCACAUUCUCUUGGUUGUGCUAUACGUCCUCUCGGAGCGCCACGUCAUCGUGUGUUCGAGCAACCCGAGCCUCUUGACUCCAAUCUGCGAGACCCUUCGCGCCCUCUUGAGCCCGUUUUCGUCCCAAGCCGUGUACAUCCCCGUGCUCCCUCACUCGCUGCUUGAUUUUUUGCACGCCCCCGUGCCGUACCUCAUGGGCGUCGUCACCUCCGAGUCGACGGACGCAACGCUCCGCGGUCUCGACGUCAUCGUUGUCAAUGUGGAUGUCGACGCCAUUGCUGUGCCCCGGGGUCGCCACGCCUCCCUUCCGACUGUGCCCCGGAAGAGCCUCAAGCGCAUGGCGUCCAGCGUCAAAUCGAUCGCAGAUCACCACGGGCUGCCGCUGCGCGAAGCGACAAGCCCCGAUGCGUGGCGCGAGGUCCUCCUCCGGUACGGCCAAGCCGACCCGCACCGGUCGGUCGAGAGUGCCGACGCCGCCUGGUCGGCGCUUCGAGCCGCGUUCAGCGCCUUUCACUUUUCGCUCAUCCAAGGGUACGAAGCCUUUUACGAGCCCGCGACAACGAAGGACGACCGGCCUCGCUUUGACGCGGAGGGGUACCUCGAGGCCUUCCCGGACAAGCGCGGGUUUGGUGCAAAUUUCUUUACGACGCAGGCCUUUGCCGCGUUUCUCGAGGCGCCAUAA
Molecule: messenger RNA, 3588 nt
Organism: Saprolegnia diclina VS20
Lineage: Eukaryota; Oomycota; Saprolegniomycetes; Saprolegniales; Saprolegniaceae
Exons: 11
Coding region: 1-3588 (1195 amino acids)
Biological process (GO): regulation of Rab protein signal transduction
Cellular component (GO): cytoplasmic vesicle
Source: RefSeq, a predicted model, not a curated record